CCCUAUAAGAAACCGAAAGUUAAUACCUUGCCGACAUGAUUGUUACUAUCGACAAUAUUAAAGAACCUAACAUGAAAAACGUACUGGAAGUUUUCAUCCUUUUCAUUUCGAUAAAAUCAUCAACCCAACAAUGUUCUGAUUCCAAGAAGACAAUGGAAUAUGUACCUUCUUGUCCGAGAUCACGUGCCGAAUGGAAUGCUGCUUCAGAUUUUAAAAAGUGCGCUAAUGUUCAACAAACCUGCGUUCAGCAGUCGGAGUUUGUGUACCACUGUGUUAUCAACACAUACCUUAAUGCCACUGUUGAAGUUUGUGCACCAGCUGUCGAUAUUCUUGGACAAAAAUGUGCCGAGUACAAUACUGGAGGUGAACGUAUACAGGAACAUUCGAAGACAAAUUGCUCAACAUGUCCGUUUCGUUACUUAUCUUCAGAUUCGUACCUCUAUCAAGAAUGCUAUAGGAUUAUCCAUUCAAACGUUACAUUAUCAAAUGAUAAUAGUAACUGUGACUCGAAAAUAAGGGAAAGCGAAGAAGACAAUCCCUAUGUCGCUGCUACAUGGGUACUUUUUUCCAUCUUGGUUAUCAUCGUGUUUAUUAUAGUGGUUCGCUGUAUACGUUCCCGCAAAUCAUAAGAGAUAGUAAUCUAGAAAAUACACAAUUUAGAAAGAGAAAACGCAUGGUUACAUGUAUGUACAUAACAGUGCUUCUACAAAAAAAAAUGCCAAAUUUAGAUUUUUUAUGUCACUUACAAAUUUACCGUUGGAAUAUCUUAACUAUGAAUUUUCAAAUAUGGAAGUCCAGAAUGAUUACUGAAAAUAAACUUCAUAUAAACGUAGGUAUUUUUUGCCCAAUCAAACAGCAAAUAUUUUUUAAUAUGUUGGAAGUGAAAUGCUUCAUACUUUUUUGGAAUAUCCUAAAACAACCUUUGAUUCUAACUAUUGCUGAGAAUUUAAACUUUAUUGCUGGGAAAGAAAUUCUGUG
This is a messenger RNA of Saccostrea cuccullata (small rock oyster), 978 nucleotides long. RefSeq lists its product as uncharacterized. NCBI's taxonomy places the organism in Eukaryota, Metazoa, Mollusca, Bivalvia, Ostreida, Ostreidae. The record is from RefSeq and is a predicted model, not a curated record. The coding region runs from base 36 to 629 and encodes 197 amino acids. The transcript has 6 exons.